AUGGGCCCCGAAGCGUCUCAUCCACCGCUAUACCAAAACCCUCAAGACCACCCUUCAUCAUCAACAACCAUCCCACCACCGGCCUACAUCACCAUCGACGUAUCCGACAGCGUAGUUUACGAGCUCGACGAGUUCUCACCUAGAUACGACAACAAAGAUGACGACGUCGAAAAAAACAACAACAAUGACCAAACCAACAAGGAUCCAGCCAGCUUCACCAACCCAGCCACGUCCACCACCCCCAUCCAGAAACCCAGACGUCUCCGCCGGCUCACAGCAGCCCAACCCGGACUCUCCUUCAAGCCCAUCACCACCACCACCGCCGCCUUCAAACGCAUACGCAAGCCUAAGCCAGCCACCUACAACCCAUUUACAGGGACCCUAAACCGCAAACGAAUAUGCCCCUUGCUCCGGAACCAGGAUCAUCAUAGGGUUUCUCGUGCUCGUCGUCAACGGCUUCUUCCUCAGCAUGAUCAUCGGCCUAGUCAUUUCCCAUGA
Aspergillus uvarum CBS 121591 is the source of this 498-nucleotide messenger RNA. RefSeq lists its product as uncharacterized. The transcript is spliced from 2 exons. Bases 1 to 498 code for a protein of 165 amino acids. The record is from RefSeq and is a predicted model, not a curated record. Lineage: Eukaryota; Fungi; Ascomycota; Eurotiomycetes; Eurotiales; Aspergillaceae.